Messenger RNA from Anopheles stephensi (Asian malaria mosquito), 1823 nucleotides. RefSeq lists its product as uncharacterized. The transcript has 3 exons. The record is from RefSeq and is a predicted model, not a curated record. Bases 445 to 1710 code for a protein of 421 amino acids. Gene Ontology annotation, cellular component: nucleus. Lineage: Eukaryota; Metazoa; Arthropoda; Insecta; Diptera; Culicidae.
GUCGUUCAGGACAGAAAAAGGUUGAUAUCAAGGGUUAAAGCGCAGUCAGGUCGAGCUCUCAUACUCAACUCUUGAUUUCACUCUGUGCGCCUAAAUGUAGACAAUCACGCAUGCGUACGCUGCAUAACAUUGCAUAGCUUGCACAACGAAUUUCAAACUGCUCGAACAGAAACCUUCGAGCUGUUCAAAAUAUUUCGCCAAAAGCGGAACGGGUUUAACAAUACCUGUACAAAAUAUGUACUUUAAAAAAAAGUAAACUUUUAUACAACAAAUAUUUUAUGAAUGAAGAUGACGCGAUUCGACACGCCCUUUUAAGAGAUAGUAGCAAUGAGCAAAAAGAGAGCAUGAACCACUGAAGGAAGACAUUUUACAUCGCAAAACGGGAACACCAAUCAGCAAUCGGUUGCUGAUAGUGUGUUUGUCCGUCUCCGUUGAAAAUUUGCCAUGGGGUGCCUCAAGACGACAAAAAAGACUCUUCUCUUAUCAGCCUUUCCAUUGUUGCGCUUGACCAGCGCAACCAGUAGCCAACCAACGAGCGUGGACGCCCGAAAGAUUGGUAAAUUAAUUUGUCAACUAGCAAUCAGCUCAACAGGGCCCGGGACUUUGCCGGCCAUUCAUUCCUGUUCGAACCAUCGGUGCAAGAACAAGCUGUUCCGGGACAUCGCACGAUUGACGGUUGACUUGCGCGGGAACACAAGCGAAGAAACGCAGAUUACUCGUAUGUUUUCGCCGAUGGAUUCGACGGUGAACAGUACCGGUUCGAGCAGUGCCAGUGCCGAUUACCGCAAGAAACGCAUCAAGAACGUCCAGAAGCUGGAGUUGGUGCGGCUAAUGAAGGCUAACUUCCUGUUCAUUCGUGGCAAACAUGCGGUAGCGCGCAGUGAAAAGAGCCGUGCCGAUGUUUGGAAGGUAAUUACUGGCCGGCUAAAUAGUUUGGGUCCCCCGAUCCAGUCGGCAGAAGCGUGGCAAAGACGCUGGAACGAUAUGCGUUCGGCGACCAAGAGCAAGAUGACCAAGAUCCAGAACUAUGUCCGCGAGCAUGGCGAAGACUGUCCGUACAAGCUAAAUCUGGUAGAGCGGCUCAUCUGGGACACGUUCAGCGUGAAGCCGGAGGAGUACAUGAAGGACCUGAAUCUGAAGCUGUGGCGUGAGAAGCAGCAGCCAAGGGUCGACGGUUCGGUCGGACCACAGCCACAAUCCGCAGUUGACAGUGUCUCGUCCUGUUCGUCGCAAAUGUCGGCGGCCGAGCAGAACUUUGACAUGGGAUGGAAUCAGGUAGGAACAACAACGACAUGUCACGAUACCGGAUUAGGCUGGAACUCCCCAAUGCCUUCCUCCAUUGCGUCCAUGAGCAGGGAGAACAGUUUGCUGGAGGUUCCGAAUCAAACGGUGGGAGGAUUUUAUUCCACCUCUAGCUGUACCCUUCAUCCGGAGCAGAACUAUGGAGUGCAAUCGACGACGGCCAUGGGAUAUCAAGGGUAUUCCGGUGUGUCUGCUAACAGCACAACACACUUCAACCAGUGGCCAUCCUCCGGUGCUGAGCUGCGUGACGACGCUUCGUUCCAGCAGCAGCCAAAGAUACAGACGUCUACGACGGAUCUCGUGCCCGGCGGUAAGAUGCUGCGGGAGUUGAACAAACUGUUCGAUCUGGUGCUGAAACAGAACGAAGAAAUACUCAGCUUAUUAAGACAGCCCAGCAGUGAAAAUUAAAGCCAUAUGGUUAUUACAGUCGUGCAAAUGUAUUAAUUACCAGUGACUUCGUUUGGCUCUGCUGGCGGAUCGUCACCAUUUUCAGUGCAAUAAACGUACAACAAACACACACA